This is a messenger RNA of Chenopodium quinoa (quinoa), 2081 nucleotides long. Its product is annotated as protein FAR1-RELATED SEQUENCE 5-like. Gene Ontology annotation, biological process: regulation of DNA-templated transcription. Lineage: Eukaryota; Viridiplantae; Streptophyta; Magnoliopsida; Caryophyllales; Amaranthaceae. The record is from RefSeq and is a predicted model, not a curated record. The coding region runs from base 607 to 1668 and encodes 353 amino acids. The transcript has 4 exons.
UGAUUAUUUCAAACAAAUUAGAUGAAUUUCACCAAAAAUCAACCGUGAUUUUCUCUCUCUUCAACCUUACUGACACCAUUUCCAAUUCUAUGUUCUCCUUAAGCAUUUUCUCUCUCCUCACUCCAUUUUCGCUAAAAAUCGCCAUUGAUAACUACUCUUCUACUCAAAAACUGCCAUAAAUUCUCUUUCUCGUUUGUUAUUUUCUGUUGGUGAUGAAAUUACUCAUUGAUUUUUGCUCGUUUUGAAAUAUAUCACUCGAUGAAAGGUCGAAAAACUAGUUAUACAAUUUCGGACUUCAUCCGAUUUCUCAAGUGCAAUUUCUUCGGCAACAAUGAAUCCAUCAUUAAUCUGCAAUAUGAAGCUCAAAGCUAGGUAACGCUCCCUAUUUGACUUGAAUGGACCACUAUGCUCUUUAUGCAAUUUGUGUUAUAAAAAGGACCUUGUUCCCCAUUUGGACACAAUACAUGAAACAGUCCCCUCACUUCACGACAUUGCUGUCCCGAGCCUCCCAAAAUCGGUCCCCACGACCUUGCAACCAAAUCGGUCCCCUCGACCACCUAAAUUUUAUAUUUUAAAAAAUCGUGAAAUUUCGAUGGGUCUUGGGUCAUGGACGGCGAGUGGAACAUACGUACACCGGAGAAUGCGUCGGAUCAUUCUGAUAUGGAAUCUGAGGAAGGCGGUGACAGUGUGAAUUAUAGUGGGAAUUUUGUCACCGAUACAUUUUUUCCUACAUUUGACGAUGCAGUUACAUGGGCUGAUGGUGUUUCCAUAAAAUUGAGAUUUAUAUUGGUGAAAUCGUCUUAUAACAAAACCAGAGAUGGUCGGUCGUAUCGGUAUUUGCGAUGUGAUCGGUCACGAAGGAGCAAGCUGAGAGAUUUGGAGAACGCGAUACGGAAGGACACCAAAACCAAAGCUAAUGGUUGUCCAUUCUACAUCAAGAUAUAUUAUGAUGUCAGCACCGAAAGUUGGAAAAUCAUUGAGAAAAAUGAUCACACCAGGACACAUAACCACCCAAUGAUUGUGUACCCAGAGGGUCACCGUAAAGUGAGCGGAUUGAGUCCGGGUGCAAAACGGGUUGUGCGGGACAUGACAAAGUCCAAGGUUGCUCCCCGUAACAUCAUGUCCUCUAUUGCCGAGCAAUUUCCUGAUGAUCAUCCAAACAUCCGACACAUUUACAAUUGUCGAAAUGACUUCUGGAUGGAGAUGUCCGAAGGAAGAGGAGUUGUUCAGCAAUUUCUUCAUCUGGCGAGAGAGAGUAAAUACAUUUACUGGGUCACGAACGAUGAUCACAACGUUUUGCAACAUGCAUUUAUGGUGCACCCGAUCAUGGUCAACAUACUCCGCACAUACCCACAUGUCAUAGGUAUGGAUUCUACUUACAAGACCAAUCGAUAUAACAUGCCUUUCUUUGAGAUAGUAGGCGUGACACCGACAAACCAGAAUUUUCUAGUUGGAUAUGUUUUCAUGCGCGACGAGUGCACGGCUAGCUAUUGGUGGGUGUUGCAAAGAUUAAGGGAGUUGAUUGGGUUUGAUAAAGAGCCAUCUGUAUUUAUUUUAGACAGUGAUCUUGGACUAUGUGCGGCUUUGAGAGAAACAGCGCAAAACACUACGCUCCUGCUCCAUCCAGAUAUACCGUGCCACGUGACCGCCAAAACUAGGGAUAACUGACCCAUCCUCAGGCCCACCCGGCAUCGGUUCCUGCACUUACCUUGCCUCUGCAGAGCUGGAAGUAGGCUGACUCGAUCCACUACCAACAAAUCUCCCAAACUGACCCCUAUAUACCAUAUGGAAAUCCUGAGGGUCCUAUUCUUCAUCCCGGUCACCAGCAUGACUAGCCGAACAUUCGUCUUCUUCGUCAGAUAUGGGUGCUCCACUUGCAAGGUACAAGGGCCGAUUACUACCAGACUGUUGGUCUCCCGACCAACCACUAGUAGACCCGUAUUGCUGCUGCUCGGGCUGAAGCGGUGUAGAUCGAGAUGUCUGUCUCCUAACAGACGCAUUCAGACAUCUUGAUAUUGCAUGUCGAGCACCAGAACCCUCGAUCUACAUAAAAUAAGAAAAUAAUCCGAUUUUAGUAAUAA